CAAACGUGAAGACCCCCCUUCUGUCACAAAUUCAAUCCUCCUCCCCUUUCUUGUUCUGCUUGCCUUCCAUUCUCUCUGUGUCACACCACAAGAGAAAGACAAAGACAAAGAAAUGACUGGUAGUAGUAUCUCCACAAGCUUUUCUUUUGUAAAAUGAACGAUGGACUAAAACUCCUCUUCUUCUCAGAAGAAGAUGGCAAUGCAAGAAUAUGAGUAUGAACAAGAACAACAACAGAGCUCUUCAUUCUUGUUGGAUGCUCUGUACUGUGAAGAGGAGAGAUGGGAAGAUGAAGAAGAAGACGACCAAGAAGAGGUUACUCACGAAAACACCCUAAACAAAAGCAGGAGUCCUUGCUUAUUUUCUAUUCCAUUGUUGAAGCAAGAUCUGUUCUGGGAAGAUGAGGAGCUCCUCUCUCUCUUUUCCAAAGAACAACAACAACAGAAGCAGAAUUAUCUGAAACAGGACAAUUUGAUAACAGAUCCUUCUCUUUUCCUGGCUCGUCAAGAGGCUGUGGAAGGGAUUCUUAAGGUCAAUGCGCGUUAUGGGUACUCAGUUCUCACUGCAGUCUUGGCCAUAGACUAUCUUGAUAGGUUCCUCUGUAACCCUUGUUUUCAGAAGGAUAAGCCAUGGAUGGUGCAGCUUGUGGUCGUGACCUGUCUCUCUUUGGCUGCGAAAGUUGAGGAAACUGAAGUGCCCCUUCUUCUAGACUUCCAAGUGAUGGAAACUAAGUAUGUGUUUGAGCCCAAAACGAUUCAGAGAAUGGAACUCUUGGUGCUCUCUGCACUCAAAUGGAAGAUGCACCCAGUAACCCCACUUUCAUUUGUGGAUCACAUCGUGAGGAGGCUUGGAUUGAUGAACCAUGUCCACUGGGAGUUCCACAGGCGAUGCGAGAGUCUUCUGCUCUCUGUGGUCUCUGAUUCGAGAUUCAUUGGUUUUGUUCCUUCUGUCACUGCCACUGCAACAAUGAUGCACAUUAUUGACCAAGUUGAGCCCUUUAACCCCAUUGAAUACCAAAAUCAGCUUCUGGGUGUACUUGAUAAAACAAACAAGGAGAAGGUGAAGGAGUGUUAUGGUCUGAUUGUUGAGCUGAUGACAGAGACCCACCACACCAAGUCCAAUAAGCGCAAGAAGUUGUUUGAGCCAAUAAGCAGCCCAAGUGGGGUGAUUGAUGGUGCAUUUGGCUCUGAAUGCGAUAGCUCAAAUGACUCAUGGUCUGUAUCUGUGGGUUCAUCAUCAGUACCAGAGCCUCCUCUAAUGAAGAAGAGCAAAACCCAAGAUCAGAAUCAGAAGAUGCCAUUGUUGUUUUCACUCAAUAGGGUCUUUGUGGACAUUGUUGGCAGCCCUGGCUAAUCAUCAAUCAAGUCUUCUCCAAUCUCCAUCUGUGCUAUUCAAGUUGUUUUGUUCCAUAUGUCUCUAUUAAUUAACUAUCAUGUCAACCAGCCUUCCAUCUCCAUAAUCCCAACAAAUUUCCAGGAGGAGAGGGUGGUUGGGAGAUUGGUGGAGAUGGGGUGGCAAUUUUCAAUCUGCAGAAGGGACGAGACCAGUCCUUUCAGAUUAUUAUUAAGAUUAUGAUAUAAAGAAGUUCACGGACUAUUGUAUUUACUGGUCAUUAUAUGUUACUGAUCUGGUAAUUAUGCUGUUAAUGAAAGAUAAUUAAUUAGUUAAUUA
This is a messenger RNA of Tripterygium wilfordii, 1669 nucleotides long. RefSeq names its product cyclin-D3-1-like. Gene Ontology annotation, cellular component: nucleus; cyclin-dependent protein kinase holoenzyme complex; cytoplasm. Gene Ontology annotation, molecular function: cyclin-dependent protein serine/threonine kinase regulator activity. Bases 194 to 1351 code for a protein of 385 amino acids. Lineage: Eukaryota; Viridiplantae; Streptophyta; Magnoliopsida; Celastrales; Celastraceae. Gene Ontology annotation, biological process: mitotic cell cycle phase transition; regulation of cyclin-dependent protein serine/threonine kinase activity. The transcript has 4 exons. The record is from RefSeq and is a predicted model, not a curated record.